Molecule: messenger RNA, 1913 nt
Organism: Caenorhabditis angaria
Lineage: Eukaryota; Metazoa; Nematoda; Chromadorea; Rhabditida; Rhabditidae
Source: the annotation of a GenBank genome assembly
AUGUAUUUGGGUAGCUAUAAUUGCAAAGGUAGUAUGUACAAAACUAUGGGAAACUAUAAUUUUUACAGAACUGUUGGAGCCGCUUCCAGAUUUGAGCACCAUCAUGAAUGAUAACAAAAUGCCAACGGCUACAAAUUGGCCAAACUUGCCACCGUUUCUUUCUUAUGAAGAACAACAACGUCAGCAAGCAGAACAACAGAUUCAACAAGUUCAACAAAUUCAGCAAAUUCAGCAACAAAAUCCAUUUGAUGUUGAUAUGAACACAAUUCGGACCAAUGCACCACAAAUGAUGCCAAAUUUUUUGCCACGAUUUGGUAAGAACAUACAUCAAAUCAAAUCAGAAUUAAGGGUUUUUACGUUUCACGAAUAACUUCAAGGAAAUUUAACGGAUUUCUAUGGUUUUUUCGUUCUAGACUUUUAUUUUCAGGAUUUCAACUCCCAGAGUUUGAUUAUCGUAUGAAUGAAUUCUCUCGAGCUGGAUUAUUCGGAGCAUGUUCUCUUAGCGGUCAAUUUCCUACUCAUCAACUCGCCCAAACUUUCAAUCUUGGAACAAACAACACAAUCGCUGAAAAUCUUCAAAUUCCUCCACCGCCUCUUCUUGCAAAUCAAUCCACAGUUAUUCAACGUGUUCCCGUUGCAACUCCUCCAAAUGUUGAAAAACCUCCAAUUUUAUCAGCAGAAUAUCAACCAGAAAAGGUUGAUGAGGAGAUGAAUGGUUUUGAUAUGACAAAACAUUCACAACAAUUUCCAAGUGAGGUUGAUAAGAUGGCACAAAAACUGCAUAUUGAGAAAAUGGACGCGAGAAUGCGGGAAGAUCUUUUGUUCAAUACACAAUUUUAUCCCACAGCAAUGCCACUUGAUAUGACUUCUACUGGAUUUCUCAAACAAGAAAUCAAUAUACCAUUGAUGGAUCCAUCUCUUGAUUAUGCACAUAUUCAUCCACUAAUGAUCAAAAAAGAUCUCAGCCCGCUUCAAGAUUGUAUGGUAUGUUUUUAAUUGUUGAUAACUCGAAAUAUGAAAUUCACUCAUUGAGUUUAAAUACCUCAAACUCUAAACUCUGUCGGAAGCAAUAGUGAGUUCAUUAUUGUUUUAAGAAAGUUUGUACUUUGAUAAGCUAAUUUUUUAUUCUAGAUGUGAAUAAUAUAUUAAUUUGUUUUUUUUUGUAUCCGUAAAAGUCACGAGUUUUUCUAAUUUACUAUUAGUUUUAAGCGGAUUAUUUUUUGAUUUUUUAAAACAAAAAAAAAUCAAAUUUAGCAUUACAAAAAAUGGGAGGGGCACCUACAUAUCAUUGGUUCAAUAUUUGUAAAGUUCAAAAUACAACGAAAUGUAUUUAUGCAAAAACAGAAAAACAACAGGAAACAUCUAAAUAAAUCAAACUGAUAAACCUUUUUAAAAUCAGAUAAACAAAAAAUUAUGUAUGUAACUGUUUGGAAGUUUUGAAAGUGCACUUAAAUAAUGUUUUCACCGAAACGUUAAUGUUAGAAAGAGACCAACAAUGUUGAAACCUUACUAUGAACACUAUUUUUUCAGGUUUGCCAAUCAACACAUGCAAACGGUCUUCAUUUUGGAGCGCGAACUUGUGCUGCAUGUGCAGCAUUUUUCCGACGAACAAUCAGCGAUGAGAAACGCUAUGUUUGCAAACGCAAUCAACGAUGUCACAAUGCAAGUCGAGAUGGAACUGGCUAUCGGAAAAUAUGUCGAAGUUGUCGAAUGAAACGAUGUCUUGAAGUUGGUAUGCUUUCAGAAAGUAAGUUUGGCAAUAUCGAUUCAAAACAUUAUGGAAAAAAAUAAAAAUGAAUACUUUAGAUGUUCAACAUAAGAGAACUCGACGUGAACCAACACCACAGCGAAAAAUGCAUUUCGACAAUAUUUUUCAUCCUGGUUUCUAUCAACAUAUUCAACCGAGACAAUGA